CUUUUGCCGGAGAGUAACUGUCAAUUCGUGAAUAAUUUAUAUGUUUUUAUUAUAAUUUAAUCAGUUUUAGGCUUAUAUUUAAUGCGGUGUAAUCAUGUCGAUAAGUGCGGCAUUCCAUAAAAAUGUUUCGCUACUCCUUCAAGCAGUACCGGCGAGCUAUGACUUCAAAAAGCACUACAAAGAGGGAAUGUUUGAUAAACCAAACACAGCCGGUUUUACGUAUGUUUCGCACUACCUUUUGUCAAUAUAUAAUCCAGACUAUGUUAAAAAGAUGAUUGAGUGGCCAAUAGUUUGCAAAAAGUCUGAGGCAAAAUAUCGAAACGACGUGAAAGAAUUUUUAAAUGUGAUAUCAAACGAUAAUCCAGACAUUGGAUUUCCUUCGAUUGUCCCUUCUCUCCUGCUGAGUCCAGGCGGGACAAAAUUUAUUAAAGUUAUGUGGAAACUCUCCCAAGUGGCAUUGAGAGAAUACAUUAAAAGACAAAGUGAGCAUGAAGUUUUAUUUGCCCCAAAACGAGGCUCUGCAGAGGAAUUGACUGAAUCGUUAAUUAUGAAUAUUAUUAAUAAUACAAAUGAUAAUAACUCGAAGAUUCAUGAAGACUUAAUAAAAAGUGAAGAAGAGGCCAAAAAAUAUGCGCUAGAGGAGAAGGAAAAAAUUAUAAAGACUCAAAAAGAGAUUUUUGAAGAGUUAGAAAUCGUCGCAUUCUUGUCAGCAGAAGCUCCUGUCCAUCCGGCUGUUCAGAAAAGAUUACUGGACUUUGACGACGAGGAAGUUAUUCAAAUGUGGAAAGAAGAUUUAAGGAAGAGUAUGACCUACUUUAAAAACAAGGUUCAAAUAUUAAAAGACACCGAAGAUAUUAGCAAAACCGUUUUUAGCAUAGCAUCAAACAUAAUCAGUGAAUCGACCGUACUCAACGCAAAUUUCCUACAAAAAAUCGAUAUUUACGCAAUCUCAGAAUUGCCUUUCCCUAAAAUAAAGGUUCUAGCGCAACAUGUUUACACAAAUGGAAAUUUUAAUUUGAUGAGUUAUUUUCAACUGCUUAACGCAAUGACUGAAUACUGUGGCCAGUAUAUUAGCGUUAACGGAUUUUUAGAUUUUUAUCACUGCUACUCGCAGUUGGAAGCCAGCGGCUCUGAUCUCAAAAGAAUGAGUGAAUUUUUGUGUGAAUUGCACUCGAGAAUGGUACAAUUUUCCACAGAAUUACAGCCAAGAUCUGAUCUACCAACUAUAGCUCAAUAUGACCCCAACGAAUCGUUAAUAACGGCCUCUGAUUUGAAAAAUGUCAUGUUUAUGCCCUCGCCGCCAAUUCAAUUCAACUCUGAUAAUAAUGGAAGGACCGAAAUACAAAACAGAUUAAAGCUCACUCCUGUAGAAGGAGUCCAUAAGCAAUUAUUUUUAAGAUACAAUCAAAACAGAGAUGGACCUUCGCUAAAUGCGUCAAGAGUGCGUCAAAAUUUGACAGUCACGCGGAUAAACUUUGACGAUACGAUAACGUCCGAAAUUAGCGAGAGACAAUCACCCUGUCGACGUUUUUUGCCUCCGAAAACAAUCUGGUCCACGUGCAAGCCUGCUGGAAAAUAUUCAAGAUUAUUUUCCAAUCGAGCGACUCAACCCACCAACAAAGCUGCAAAUUGUAGCAUGUUGUCAAUGCCUUGUUCAGCGAAAGCGAACUCAACUAUUUUGAACAAUAUUGGUGACGGAAAUAACGCCGAGCUGACAAUUGACAUGACAAUGAAAAGUUUCUUUAGCUACAGCAGCGAUACUUCAGUUGUGGAGAAGAAGAGCACUCCCAAAAAGAUGAACCGGUUUUUCGACAUUCCCGAAACUAGUGCCGAUGUAAACAGACAAUAUCUGUCCGUAAAUGAGGAAAUAGAAAUUAAAUUUCAGAAGCCAUGUUGCCCCGUUGCUUCGCCAAAUAAAGGCGACAAACAAAAAGGUAGGAGACGAUCCAUCACUGAUUUGGUGGAACGCUACAAGCGAGUUAUGGAAAAAUCGACAGUCGGUGUUUCGAAAUUGGAAUCGGUUUUUGACACAAAUAUAAGCGAGGAAACAUAAAUCCUAUGCUAAAUUUUAAAACAAUUAUUUAUACGUCCCUGAGUUAUUAAUCAGGACAAAUACAAUCUCGUUGAUCCUUGAUCUUUAAUUGGGAAUGGACCAGCAUUCCCAAUAUUUGAACAAAUAUUUCUGAAUAUCGAUCCUAUUUUUAUAUCGUCGCGUAAGGUUGUAUAUAUUUGCGUUGGAACUCUGCAUUGAAUGGAAGCUUUAUUUUUCGAAAGCUCUUAGACUGAUACAUGUAAUAUUUUUGAGAAUUUUGUAAAUAGGAUUUAAAUUCGAAUCUCAAAAUGUGUAUAAAAUAAAGAUUAGGGUGGGUCGAAAGAAAAAAAAUCCAA
Molecule: messenger RNA, 2388 nt
Organism: Belonocnema kinseyi
Lineage: Eukaryota; Metazoa; Arthropoda; Insecta; Hymenoptera; Cynipidae
Gene: dgt6
Exons: 8
Coding region: 95-2053 (652 amino acids)
Biological process (GO): spindle assembly
Cellular component (GO): HAUS complex; mitotic spindle microtubule
Molecular function (GO): microtubule binding
Source: RefSeq, a predicted model, not a curated record